AUGGACAAAAGGCCAUCGACUACCUGUACAUCAUACGAUCAGUCCACAUUAGAAGAGCACGCCAAAGGGUCACCAUCAGACUCGCCCCUCAAGGAACCACAAUCGAUCGGCUUUGGCCUAGAAGACCCUCCUCGAAGAAGUCCCGCACCCCCCCACGAGCCUAUUUUGUACGAUUUCGCAAAAGAAGGGGAGGAGAUAGAUCCGGCGACAAGUACCUGGGCCGAAGAUCAGUCGUCAGGUGGAAGUCCCACGGAAACCGGCGAUCAACCGUCUCAAGACGAAGCCAAAGGAAAAGAGCGAGAAAUGAGUUAUCCAGGCGACUAUUACCACCACUCAAGAGCGAGCGCGUCACCCAGUGAUCGCCGACCUGACAUAUCGAGAACAAGCCCGAGUAGCUCUGCCAGCACGCCUCGGCAAGGCUCAGAGGCCCCAAAAGGCGACGACAAAAAAGACGAUCGAACAGGAAGUGGCGGCGGCAGUGGGAGUGGUAGUGGAAGUGGUAGUGCAAGUGCAAGCGCAAGCGGGAGUGGCAGUAGUCGCUCGAGACUUGUUGCAGGAGUCUUUGUGAGAUAUUGA
Molecule: messenger RNA, 576 nt
Organism: Cladophialophora bantiana CBS 173.52
Lineage: Eukaryota; Fungi; Ascomycota; Eurotiomycetes; Chaetothyriales; Herpotrichiellaceae
Exons: 1
Coding region: 1-576 (191 amino acids)
Source: RefSeq, a predicted model, not a curated record